Messenger RNA from Aspergillus calidoustus, 1287 nucleotides. The record is from the annotation of a GenBank genome assembly. NCBI's taxonomy places the organism in Eukaryota, Fungi, Ascomycota, Eurotiomycetes, Eurotiales, Aspergillaceae.
AUGGUGCCUAGGCUUCCUAGGACUCCCUCCGCAGCAUCGUCCUGGGCCAGCACCUCGUCCCCGUCGUCCUCGUCGCUAUUCUUGCGGCGCUGCCCACCAGCCUCAUCCCCAUUCUUCCUCCCACUCCGCCCGCGGUGGAGCUGGGGUUCUAAGAAGACCGACGUGCGGCACUAUCAUCGCGCCGUCUGGCCUUCCUACGGAAUCACCACCCCCGUCCCCGAUCGCUGCCCACAGUGCCCCAUCUUCAGAUCGCCCUUCUACUUCCAGACGGGCUACGCUCUGUGCGCGAAACGGACGUCAAGACCAUUUCCACCGCCGUUUCUCUCUCCGCCUUCUUCAUCUUUCUCGGAUCCACUCACGACACACUAUCAUAGCCAGGAUAAGAGAAUAUCCGUGGAAGGGGAGCUGGUGCGCGGGCUGAAUAAUGGCGAUGAUGCGGUGCUGGUCACGGAGAAUUUUCUCGGGGUGAAUGAUGGGGUUGGGGCGUGGGCGACGAGGCCGAGGGGUCAUGCUGCGCUCUGGUCUAGACUCAUACUACAUUUCUGGGCGCUGGAAGUUGAACGAAUACCCGACCCAAACGCGACGGUGGAUCCAAUCGCGUACCUUCAAAAAGCAUACGAAGAAACAAUUCGAGCUACAACCUCUCCGAGCGAAUGGUUCGGCACAACAACGUCCGUAACGGCGCUCCUGCACAAAACUCGUGACGCCACUACGGGCACCGAGAAACCCCUCCUCUACGUAACAAACAUUGGCGACUGCAAAGUCCUCGUCAUCCGACCUCGCGAAGAAAAAGUCCUCUUUCGUACAGAGGAACAAUGGCACUGGUUCGACUGUCCCGUGCAGCUCGGCACCAACAGCGUCGAUACCCCCCGGAACAACGCCGUGCUCUCGCGUGUUGAUUUGGAGGAGGACGAUAUUGUCCUUGCGCUCUCGGAUGGGGUCCUCGAUAACCUAUGGGAACACGAGGUUCUCUCGAUUACGCUAGAGGGAUUGAAGAAGUGGGAGCAUGGGCGGUAUGAUGAUAAGGAGCUUGAUUGGGCGCCGCCGGCUGUGCUCUCCGAGGGGAAGAUGGUGUUCCUGGCGAGGGAGUUGCUCAAGGCUGCAUUGGCGGUUGCGCAGGAUCCAUUUGCGGAGAGCCCGUAUAUGGAGAAGGCGGUUGAGGAGGGCCUUGCUAUCCAGGGUGGAAAAAUGGACGAUAUUAGCGUGGUUGUUGGCGUCUGCAAGAAGAGACAGCAUGACACAGAGCCGAAUUGCACGAAAUUAAUACCCGAUCAACCGGCGAGCUGA